Messenger RNA from Trichechus manatus latirostris (Florida manatee), 382 nucleotides. RefSeq names its product cytochrome b-c1 complex subunit 9. The record is from RefSeq and is a predicted model, not a curated record. The transcript is spliced from 2 exons. NCBI's taxonomy places the organism in Eukaryota, Metazoa, Chordata, Mammalia, Sirenia, Trichechidae. Gene Ontology annotation, biological process: mitochondrial electron transport, ubiquinol to cytochrome c. The coding region runs from base 117 to 311 and encodes 64 amino acids.
GCUACUACUGAGAUUCAGGAACUACCAGUCCCAUAAAGUGCUGGACGUCGAGGGGCUUUGAAAAGCGAGGUCGGCCGCGGCGCAGGCGUGGUGGCACAAGUUCGGCAGUAGGAAACAUGGCGGCUCCCGGGUUUACUGCGAGAUUGUACUCUCUGCUGUUCCGCAGGACCUCCACGUUCGCCCUCACCAUCGCUGUGGGCGCCGUGUUCUUCGAGCGCGCCUUCGAUCAAGGCGCGGACGCGAUCUACGAGCACAUCAACGAGGGGAAGCUGUGGAAACACAUCAAGCACAAGUACCAGCACCAAGAGUAGUUCCUCGGAAGCUCCCAUCCAGGCGAGAAGGACCAGGUCCACCCACUGGCUAUUUGCCCAAAGCCAAGGCU